This is a messenger RNA of Staurois parvus, 1722 nucleotides long. The record is from the annotation of a GenBank genome assembly. NCBI's taxonomy places the organism in Eukaryota, Metazoa, Chordata, Amphibia, Anura, Ranidae.
AUGGAGUCAGACUUGGACAAUAAAAGGCAGCAGCAACAACAUGGCAAUAAACUCCUGGGACAUAUUAACAGGAUGCGUGUGUCCUCCGAGCUCAUCGACAUUGUGCUGGUGGCAGAGGGGCACAGAUAUCCAUGCCAUCGGGUUGUGUUGGCUUCUUUUAGUCCCUAUUUUAGGGCAAUGUUCACCUGCGGCUUGAUGGAAUGUAACCAGACUGAGGUCACCCUUCAUGAUGUCACUGCUGGCAGUGUAUCAAUUAUCUUAGAAUACAUGUAUACCUCCCAACUCUACAUAAACAAUCUUACUGUCCAAGGGGUGGCCACUGCCGCCUACUUCAUGCAGAUGGAUGACAUUUUCCGGAUGUGUCAGAAUUACAUGAUGGACCACAUGGAUGCCUCAAACUGCAUUGGGAUUUAUUACUUUGCUAAGCAGAUCAGUGCAGAUGACUUAGAGGUAAGGUCCAAGAAAUAUUUAUAUCAGCACUUCGCUGAAGUAGGCCUACAUGAUGAGAUACUAGAUGUUGACUUUGAUCAGCUGAUGACAAUGAUCGUGUCCGAUGAUCUCAACGUUUCACGGGAGGAAAGCAUCUUGGAUCUCGUUCUGCGAUGGGUAAACCAUGACAAAAACCUACGAACUGAGCACCUUAUAGAUCUCUUGAAACAAGUUCGAUUACUAUUAGUCAACCCGUCUUUUCUCCGUGAAGCCAGAAAAAGGAACACUGUGCUUUUAUGCAAUGCUCAGUGCUACGAGAUGGUUGAACAAGCCUUAGAUACCAUAGAAAAAUCCAGCCAGGUUUCUCUGAGCCUUCGCUAUGGAAUGGAGACCACAAACCUUCUCCUUUGUCUGGGGAAUAAUGCCUCGGGUAUCAGGUCAAAAUAUGGAAAUUAUGGGGAUUCCAGCUUCUGUUUUGCUCCAACGACAGGAAAGAUCUGUUAUAUUCCCUCACCGAAACAAGGAGAAGUUUUGGGCUUGGUCUCAGCUGGUGUAGUCAUGGAAAACAAUGAAAUAAUUUUGGCUGGGGAAGCGACAGCUAUUAGACUGGCUAGACAAAAGGAAAGACGUGUUGAGUUCUGCAGGUAUCACAACCGAGGCAGCUACUGCUGGGAGAAGCUGUGCAGCGCAGAGUACAGAGAGUUGUAUGCCCUCGGCAGCGUUCACAGUGACCUCUACCUGAUCGGAGGACAAAUGAAGCACAAAAACCGAUACAUCGUCACCAACUGCGUGGACAAGUACUUGACAGAGAACGAAAGCUGGAGAAGUGUGUCACCACUGCCGCUUCCAUUGGCUUGCCAUGCCGGGGUGACCCUCAAUAACAAGCUCUAUGUCAUGGGUGGUUGGACUCCACAGAUCGACAACCCCUGCGAUGAGCCCGAUCGAUUGAGCAAUCGGCUGCUGCAGUAUGACCCCAUCAGGGACAAGUGGACGCAGCUGGCUCCCAUGAAGUAUUCGAAAUAUCGCUUCAGUGUGGCAGUUAUGAAUGGAGAAAUAUUUGUAUUAGGUGGCAUCGGUUGUGAUGGUCCAGACAAAGGACAGGCCCGUAAAUGUCUUGACGCAGUGGAAAUUUACAAUGUAGAUGCGGAUUUCUGGAGAGAUGGUCCCCCGAUGCCCUAUCCUCUGCUCUCCCUUAGAAGCAAUUCAAGCAGUGCAGGUUCAGUGGAAGGAAAGCUGUAUGUUUGUGGUGGUUACCGUGGGGCAGGUAGGUGUCAACAGUUAUCAUCAGGCCAU